Pyricularia grisea is the source of this 999-nucleotide messenger RNA. RefSeq lists its product as uncharacterized. The record is from RefSeq and is a predicted model, not a curated record. Gene Ontology annotation, biological process: maturation of LSU-rRNA from tricistronic rRNA transcript (SSU-rRNA, 5.8S rRNA, LSU-rRNA). Lineage: Eukaryota; Fungi; Ascomycota; Sordariomycetes; Magnaporthales; Pyriculariaceae. The transcript has 4 exons. Bases 71 to 817 code for a protein of 248 amino acids. Gene Ontology annotation, cellular component: cytosolic large ribosomal subunit. Gene Ontology annotation, molecular function: RNA binding; structural constituent of ribosome.
CUUUCAAACUCGUCCCGACCCAGCCAAAAAAAGACCAUUACGAAGGUCCUCGCCGUCAACCAAAGUCAAAAUGUCUUCCACUGUCCCCACCAACGACCAGAUUCUGGUCCCCGAGACCCUCCUCAAGAAGCGCAAGUCCCAAGAGAAGGCUCGCGCUGAGAGGCUCGCCGAGCAGGAGAAGACCAAGAAGGCCAACAAGGACAAGCGUCAGGUUAUCUUCAAGCGUGCUGAGAAGUACGUCAAGGAGUACCGCGAUGCUGAGCGUGAGAAGAUCCGCCUCAACCGCGUUGCCAAGCAGGCCGGCGACUUCUACGUCCCUGCUGAGCAGAAGUUGAUCUUCGUCGUCCGUAUCAAGGGUAUCAACAAGAUUGCUCCCAAGCCCCGCAAGAUCCUCCAGCUCCUCCGUCUUCUCCAGAUCAACAACGGCUGCUUUGUCCGUGUCACCAAGGCCACCAUGGAGAUGAUCAAGGUUGUUGAGCCGUGGGUUGCCUACGGUUACCCCAACCUCAAGACCGUCAAGGAGCUCAUCUACAAGCGCGGUUACGGCAAGGUCGACAAGCAGCGCAUUGCUCUUACCGACAACUCGAUCAUCGAGGCCAACCUCGGCCAGUACGGCAUCAUCUGCAUUGAGGAUCUCAUCCACGAGAUCUUCACUGUUGGCCCCAACUUCAAGCAGGCCUCCAACUUCCUGUGGCCCUUCAAGCUCAGCAACCCCACUGGUGGUUUCCGCAGCCGCAAGUUCAGGCACUUCAUUGAGGGUGGUGACCUUGGUAACCGUGAGGAGCACAUCAACGCUCUGAUCAGGCAGAUGAACUAAGUCUAUUUCACUUUGGGUUUCUGGGAACGGGUUGGUAGUUCAUGAUUUUUGAUACAAAACGGCAUGGUUGCACGGCGUUUACAAAAGCAAACUGGGCUUUUAGGGAAUUGAUGAUUUCAAUGAGAUUCCGCCGGCCCAGACCAAUGUGAUCAAGAUUACUUUUGCUGUUUCUGUGUAGUGUU